Molecule: messenger RNA, 3938 nt
Organism: Lytechinus pictus (painted urchin)
Lineage: Eukaryota; Metazoa; Echinodermata; Echinoidea; Temnopleuroida; Toxopneustidae
Product: protocadherin Fat 1-like
Exons: 2
Coding region: 268-3576 (1102 amino acids)
Biological process (GO): cell-cell junction assembly; cell morphogenesis; homophilic cell-cell adhesion
Cellular component (GO): adherens junction; catenin complex; plasma membrane
Molecular function (GO): cadherin binding; calcium ion binding
Source: RefSeq, a predicted model, not a curated record
AGAGAAGUUCUGACGCCACACGCAUGUGCAUGCAGUGGCACGCCGCCUGUAUGUAUAUGUACUAGUGUAAUAAAGUGUAACACACUAUUUCACCUGCCGGUAUCUUGCAUUACUAACACACGAUUCUGAUGGAGACGACGAUAACUAACGUUAGACGUUUGUGGAUAUGAAUUUGGAAUAUACUCUCCCAAAUAACAGGAUGAAUCAUAUUUAAAAGAGACAUUGGCUAGCUGUGCAGCAGAGCCAAGCUCCACAGUAAGCACCACCAUGGCGGGAGUCAGGUGGCACCUCUGGAAGGGGACAAUGGCAUUCCUACUUCUGGUUCUGCAGCUGGGCUUCACCCUAGUCCUCGGUCAAGACAUCCAGUUCACCCGUUCAAUAUACAAUGCCACUAUUGCAGAAAACUCCCCCAUCAGGACAUUCAUCUCCACAGAACAGAAGAUGGGCAUUUACUUGCCAGACCCAUCAGUGACUGUGCGAUACAGCUUGCAGGAAAGCGAUGUGAGCGACCUUUUCUCUUCCAGACCAGAGGUUGUUGGUGACUUUGCUUUUUUGAGGAUAAGGACAAGACCAUGUAGAAACAAAAGCCAGUGUCCUAAUUUGAAAGUUAACAGAGAGGUAAGGCCGGAGUAUUAUCUUACGGUCAUUGCACAGAGCAGCUCAGUGGGAGAGAGAAGCUCAGCAACAGCAGAAGUGCACAUUGUUGUGCAGGAUGUUAAUGAGCAACCUCCACUCUUCUUGAGAGGGAACUAUGCAGCAACAGUUCGUGAGGACUAUCCAGUAUUCUCUAACAUCAUUCAAGUGGAGGCUCAUGAUUCAGACAGUGGCAUCAAUGGAGAGGUCUAUUAUAGUUUCCGCCAGCAGACAGAUCAGUUUGCAAUCCAUACAACCACUGGUGUUGUGUCCUUGACUAGACCUCUGGACUUUGAUCAGCGAUCAAAUUAUGCUCUAACCGUUGUUGCAAAAGACAGAGGUUUCACACCAUAUGGAGGAGUAGCUCUGACGUCAUCAGUGCAGCUGAGGAUAUAUGUCGAGCAAGUCAACAAGCAUAGCCCUGAGAUUAGAGUUGAGAAGCAACCCACUGUUUCAAGGAACAGUGAGGUAGGGACAGUCUUUGCGGUUGUAGGAGUGACAGAUGAAGACGGAGGUGCUAAUGGUGAAAUUGCAUCUUUAGAUAUCAUCGACGGGGACCCUGGUGGGUUCUUUAUAGUUGAGCCAUCGUCAACACCUGGUCGCUAUCAACUGAAGAUCGCUAAUUCUCUUCUCACAUCCAACCUACCCCAUGCUUUUAACGUGACUGUAGCUGCAUCAGACAGAGGAUCGUCUCCGAGGACCACUUCUCUCGUGGUUGGUGUUGUCCUCGAUGGUGCCAUGAAUUUUGAGGCCUACUUUACCAGUGACUUCUUCAACACAACUAUCAGUGAACACAUGCCUGUGAACACCCCAUUUUUACCUGUUGCACCAAGGAGCGCUAUAGGCAACACUGGUUUCUCUUAUGUCAUCCAGGAUUCAUCUCUGCCAUUUUCGAUAGGUACUCACACAGGGAUGCUGUCAGUUGCUGUUGAUCUUGACAGAGAGACUACUCCAGAAUACGAUUUCACGGUUGCAGUCCGUAAUUCCAAACAGCAAACCAUUGCUGAUACAAGGGUAGUGGUCAUUCUUUCAGAUGCAAAUGAUAACAAUCCAUCUUUUGAAGAAGAGCUCUAUACUGUAGAAGUUGAAGAGAACCGUCCGGUUAAUUACCAAGUCCUUGUGGUACGAGCAAGUGAUCCAGAUCUGGGAGAGAAUGGUUUUAUUUCAUACAGUAUCGCCAACUUGAAUCCAGUUCCCUUUACCAUAGACCACCAAACUGGAUCAAUAAAUACUAGCAAAGUUCUUGACUAUGAGACCAUGAGGCACCAGUACAGGCUUAGAGUGAGGGCUUCUGAUUGGGGAGCUCCUUUCCGAAGAGAAGCAGAAGCCGUAGUUGUCAUCAACCUCAUCAAUCUCAAUGACAACAGACCAAAGUUUGAGAAGAUCAACUGUGUUGGGGCAAUUGCCAAGUCUUUUCCAAGUGGGAGAGCCAUUGCAUUGAUAUCUGCCCUUGACUUUGAUGAUAAUAGACCAAGAUACUGGAUUACGAGUGGAAAUGUGAACGACCUAUUCAGCAUUAAUACUCAGUCAGGAAAUCUGACUUUGUCUCGCCCUGUAGCAGAUUCUGAUCCCCUGUUCUAUAGUUUGAGAAUAGAGGCAAGAGAUGGACCAACUUCUGUCAGCUAUAUGAGGACCAACAUGUCAAUCACCAACAAUGCGAACCCCAAUCCUCAAGCCCAUGCAAGGGGUUUGAAAGUGACAUGCCAGGAAACAGAUGUUGCAGAGGAGAUUGUCGGGCUGUAUGAGCAACUUCAGGCAAGUAACCAAGAGGUUGAACAUCUCCCUCCCAACUAUGCAGAGUUGUACUCUGCUAAUGUGCAUGAGCCAGAAUUCGAGACUGGGUUUAGGACAUCUGUAGAAGUUCUUGAAGACUCACCUGUUGGCAGCACUGUCCUUACUGUCAAUGCUAAUGAUUUGGAUCAUGGCUUUAACGGAAAACUUCUAUAUGCAAUUUCAGAUGGGAAUGAUAAGUCCCACUUCCAAAUGGACUUUGAAACGGGUGAAUUGAAAGUUCUAAUGCCCCUGGAUCGUGAAACUCAGAGUGUGUAUGAUGUAACAGUAAAGGUAGCAGACAUGGGUAGGCCCCAGCAUACAAGGAAGAGCCCCUUGACCAUCACCCUGACUGAUGUCAAUGACAAUGCACCCCAGUUUGAUCUGAAUCAAUAUGAUGUCAAUAUUCCUGAAGAUGCAGAAGUAGGCCUUCACUUUUUAGCAGUUCAUGCCUCUGAUCGGGAUGAGGGUCGAAAUCAAGAAGUGCGUUACAGCAUCAUCAGUGAUUCUCCUUCCUUUGACAUUGACAUCAUCUCUGGAGAGCUUAGCGUUGCUGGGCCACUUGACAGAGAAACCAUUCCAAUCCAUGAAGUUCGAGUUCAGGCAACAGAUCUUUCUGAUUCACCCCUCUCUAGCUCUGUCAUCGUCAGAGUAUCCCUGGAUGACAUCAAUGACAAUCCACCACGAUGUCUUCUCCCCGAGAACAAAGUCAAGAUCCGUGAAGACCUUCCAACAGGAGCUGCUGUUCUGAGUGUCCAAGCUCACGAUCCUGAUAACCCUCCUAAUGGAACUGUACAUUACAGACUUGAUAAUUCAGGACCCUCAAAGUUCAGCAUUGACACUGAUUAUGGCACGCUCCGCCUGGUGGAAAUGCUGGACUAUGAGGAGACGCAGCUUUACGAAAUUGUAGUCGCCAUCCGAGAUGAAGGAAUACCAGCUAUGAGUUCAACUUGCCGGAUAGUCGUAGAGGUCGUGGAUGUUAAUGAGAACACUCAUGCUCCCGUUUUCCAAAACUAUGUGCUGACUGGAUCUGUACAUGAAGGACAUAUCAAUGACACUGAAGUGAUGACUAUAACUGCUGCUGAUAUGGACAUGGGUAUAGAUGGAGAGGUGUCUUACACAAUCCGAGAUGGAAGUGGGCUUGGAAGGUUCAGUAUUGACAAUGCAGGUUAGUCUAUAUUAAUUCCUUUCAAGUUUUUACUUUGUGAGCUUGGAAAGUAGCUACAAAUCAUAGCAAAAAUUGUUUGAAAGAGAAAAAAAAGAUGAUGGGUGUUGCACUUUAAUAUUUAUCCUAAAUUUUUAUGACAUUAUUUUAAGAGUGAUGUGAAAUAGAUGAAAGGAAAAAAGAUUUUUGACUGAGUGUAUUGAACUAUAAUUCAAACAUAUUGACAGUCGGAGCAUAGUGUGCAUACAUUUUACUGGAGCAAGUAUAGUGACGUGAAAUUUUGAUGAAGUGCGUGGAUGUUGGUACCCUGCUAAGAUGAGGGAAACUCUCAGAAAAAAAAACCCUGACUGCGAUUUGUGCAAUGUUAAUG